AAUUUAUUAUUUUGCAAAUCAUGGAACCCGAAUUACCUUAUGAAGAUGAUCUCCUACAAAAGGCUGAAGAUAAGGUGGAACUGGGUCAGGUGUUAAUAAAAAUUCUAGAUGAAUUCACCGAAAUACCAGGCGUGCAAAAGGUGCAAAGAAAAAUUGUACAAGAAAUUAAAUUUUUGCAAAAGGUUAUCAAAAAUAAAACCUUAAAAAUUAAUCAUGUUCAAUGCAGCAAUCUGACGCAUUAUGAGUUUUUGGUUAAGAUACUACAACAACAACGGGAUGUGGUACAUGUCGAUUGUGGUUUUCCGGUGGACUAUCGGGAGAAUCCACUACGAGUGGAUAUUGUUUGUGAGAAUGGUUUGAAAUGGAUUAAGGCCAUUGCCCGAAAUUCAAAGUCGUUAACAGAUGCUGCUCGUGGCGAGGCGAGCUUUGGGGCACGCAGCAUAAUCGAUCAGGCUCAAGAAUUUGUGGAGGCCUCAUCACAAAAUCUCUGCAUGUUUAAAUGUCCAAAGGUGGUUUUCUAUUUCAGUCAUCCAAUUGAAAACGAAUUAACCAUGGCCCUGGAGGCGGAAGGUGUUGAAAUAGCCUCGUUGGAAAAACCAUCGGAGGUGGAUAAAAAUUCCGAUAUUAGUAAUAUUAGUAUUUUAAAUCUGGAUAUAACAACGUUAUUGGCAUAUGUGAGUAAUGUUUGUAAUGGCAGCUGCAAUUGGAAAUUUCAAGAACCGAUUUUAACUGAACAAGCUGAAAAGGAGCGGGAGUCACCUUUGAAACCUAUUUUAGAUAAAUUGUUUUCGGGAAAACGCCUUAUUUGCUGUACCACUGCCCAUAAAUCGUUUCAAGACAUAGUUGCACUACUUGGUGGUGCCGAAGAAAAACGAAGAGCCGACGAGCUAACUAAACGUAUUGAAAUCUUACCAGAUGUCACCUCAAUACCACCCGAAAUUGCCAGCAUUAAAUUUAGUGGUAAAAUUAAUGAACGAAGUUUAUUGAUUUUUGCCUUUGGCAUGGAUAUGAAAGCGGUAACGGUAACCUCCAAUAAGGCCUUCAUUAGAUCAGCUAAAAUGCAGGGUAUAAAUGUACCCGUUUUUACACACCAAGCUCGUGCUCUGACCGAAGCCAAAGAGGAAACUGCCACACCAUUAUAAGUGAAUACAAAA
Messenger RNA from Musca vetustissima, 1154 nucleotides. RefSeq names its product UPF0415 protein C7orf25 homolog. The coding region runs from base 21 to 1142 and encodes 373 amino acids. NCBI's taxonomy places the organism in Eukaryota, Metazoa, Arthropoda, Insecta, Diptera, Muscidae. The transcript is spliced from 6 exons. The record is from RefSeq and is a predicted model, not a curated record.